AUGGGCAACGAAGACAUCAAUCGCAAGGACAUUUCCACCCAGAAGGACUGGGCUGAUGAUGAGAGCAACCCGUUCGUCGCCUUCCGGCGCUACGCCGAUGAGCAGGUCUCCACCAUGCUUCAAUCUAUCACGGGCCUCCCUUCGAUGGUGACGCAGCCUCACAACGGCCACUGGGAUAUAUUCGCAGAUUAUAACGGCUACCAGAGUCGGAUGGCCCGUCAAAGAACCAGUGAAAAUAACACGGACAGCAGCAGCUAUCCAACAGACCGAGACAGUGGAAGUGGUUAUUCAGGCAACAGAGAUGGAGAUGAUCAACGCAACUAUGGAAACCAUCCAAGACCACGCUGGCCUGAGAAUGAUGAUUCGUGGAGGAAGUGGUAUAAUGGACCAUCCGACUUCUUUGGCCUCGAUUCCUUCUUCGACCGGUUCUUCGAGGACCGCUUCUUCCCUUUUGCAUCGCACCUCCUACACUCCGGCCAGAACCUUCUUUUCCGGGAUAUGUUUGAGGACACUGACUCCCCAACCUGGCCGAUCGGGUAUAUCUUGUUCAGCCCGUACUCGCCCCUCAAUCUAGAACGUCAAGCACAAUACCAAGCGCACCGUGAAAAGGGCGUUUUCUCAUCCAUCAUGUCAUCUUUGCAUCUCAACUCCGACCGUGACCCUUCUGAACCGCAGUGGCGAGAAGCCUUCGAGGAUUUACUUCGACUCGAGAACGAUAAGCCGAUGCUCGAUCAUAAUGCCUCCGUCACGAAAUCCGAGUCCGGAAAGGAUUGGCUACAAGGGCUUGUUAAACGAGGAAGCUUGGGAGAUAAGUGGAAGUAUGUGUCUGGUAGAGACGGCCACCCUUGGUCAGGAAUUACGUUCUCUGGCCGUGUAGGUCCAGGGCAGGACCAGUCUCGGUCUCUACCCGAGAAAGAGAAAGAACCUGCAGAUACGGAGGCUGACAGCGAGCUCGACCUGUAUGAGCGAUUCUUGCAUGACAUCGAGAGCCGCGAACGUGAGUUCUUCCGCGGUGUCUCCGAAAGCCCUCUGCUGCGUCUCCUCCUCGAGGACCGACGGCAGCAACAGGAAGAACUUGACAAAUACAGACGCGGCCUUCCAAAUGCGAAGGAUGAACACAGCCGUGAUGAUAAUGAGAAUUGGAUCGAUCUUGUGUCUGGCGGAAACAAAAAAUCUGUUCCUGAAACACCCAAGGACGUGCCGACCGAGAUUGACACCAAGGCAACUGAAGCUGUCUCUGAACCAGGGCAGCGUGUUAUCUCCACUAUGACUCGAACGGAACGCGUGCGGCUGGCCGAUGGCUCGGUUCAGAGCAAGGUCGUUAAUACGAAGCGUUUUGCAGAUGGCCGAGAAGAAAGUGACGAGUCUGUUGAAGUGUCUCAUCCCCAGGAUGGUUCCAAGCCGGAGCCUAAUUCAUCGAAGAGCGGUUGGUUCUGGAAAGACUAG
Penicillium mononematosum is the source of this 1446-nucleotide messenger RNA. RefSeq lists its product as uncharacterized. NCBI's taxonomy places the organism in Eukaryota, Fungi, Ascomycota, Eurotiomycetes, Eurotiales, Aspergillaceae. The record is from RefSeq and is a predicted model, not a curated record. Bases 1 to 1446 code for a protein of 481 amino acids. The transcript has a single exon.